UGCCACAGCACAUUUAUUCCAAUAUUCAUACCACUACACUGGGACAACGGACCGACUGUUAAUCCCAAUAACAUUCUGAAUGGGUUUUCUUCCACUCACCACCACCACCACCACCACAACCAGCAACAGCAUCACCAUCCUCUCCCCUCGCUGCGCUGCAUGGCAACGGGAGGAGGAGGAGGCUGCUCUGGAUGAGGGAGGGUACCACGGUCCCACGUGUCUUCCUCCACCGCAGACCCAACGCGUUUCUCUUCGCCUUUUCCUAGGCUACGCGCACAAGCUCAUACACGCAUACAUACGCACCCGCGCAAAGCCUGUACAGCAUCCGCGGCGCGCGCUCUCCCGUUUCUUCCCCCUCACUGAUCAAUCCACGGGCCUGUAACGAUCCUCUCCUCCAUGAGCCUGUAGACAAUACUUCAUUUUUCAUUAUUCUGAUCUGAGAGGAAGUGGAAGAGAGGGAGAGAUGAGUGGACGCGCAUCAUCAGGCGUGUAACACAUUCACGUUGGAUCCUCGCCAUCGCUCCAGCCGCGCACCCCUCGCUCCGUCUCCUCUCCAUCGGCCGGGUUCGUGACACUCUGCGGCUCUCUCGAUGGUGUGAUCCGGGGGAAUAUGUGAAGAUCAUGCGGGCGGUGUGGUGCUUCAUGGUCUUUGCUGCAGUGGGCGAGAGGCUUGCAGUCUCAGGUCAACCUCAGGGAGGCUCAGGUUUGGACAGGAGCCCGGAGCAGGAUGGAGGCAUGUGGGGCUGGUUUAACCCGGCAGGACGGCCGGACAGCAGGGACACGGAGACCGAGAUCACCCACCCGAAGUGGCUGGUGCAGCAGAUCGAGUCGGAGGAGGAAGUGGGUCACGACUACCUGGAUACCAGGGUGAAGAACAGCACUGGGGACACACUGCCUCUUCACUUGGCCCAGAGCUGUUUCCGAGUGGAAGCCUUUGGACACACCUUCACUCUGGACCUGGAGCUAAACCAUCACCUCCUGUCUUCAGAAUACGUGGAACGGCACUUUAACCAGAAUGGCAGACCCUUGGAGUCUGCGGGAGGGGAGCACUGCUACUACCAGGGAAGGUUAAGAGGUUUACCAGAGUCCUGGGCUGCUGUCUCCACCUGCCACGGCCUGUGUGGCAUGUUUUCUGACGGCUUCUUCUCUUAUGGGAUCGAGCCCCUGAACAAUGGAACCAGUCAGGAUGAUGGCGCUCACUUAAUCCGCAGGAUGCCUGAUAUCAGACUCUCCCCCCACUGCACGGACUGUACAGAGGACAGUGAGUGGGAUCGCAGAGGAGGUGAUGGUGAUGACACGAGAUCAGACCAAAUGAGGGAGCAGCAGGUGUCCGGGGGCCUGAGGAGAGCCAAGAGAUUUGUUCGCAAGCCCUCUGUCCAGACCGAGACCAAAUACAUUGAGUUGAUGGUGAUCAACGACAAUGAAAUGUUUGUACAGCUGCGUAGCUCAAGCAGCCAAACCAAGAACUUUGCCAAAGCAGUGGUCAACAUGGCCGACGCGAUCUACAAGGAACAGCUGAACACAAGGAUCGUUCUGGUUGCCAUGGAGACCUGGACCUCUAAAAAUAUGAUGCCAGUCGUUGAGGACCCAUUGAUAACGCUGCAGAACUUCAUGAAGUACAGGAAGGACACCGUCAAGGAGCAGAGCGACGUUGUCCAUCUUUUCUCAGGGCGCACAUUUCACAGUAGCCGCAGUGGGAUGGCCUACACGGGAGGGGUGUGCUCUCAGAUGAGAGGCGGAGGAAUCAACGAGUAUGGGAAUGUCGGUGCAAUGGCCAUCACUCUGUGCCAGAGUCUUGGCCAGAACAUCGGGAUGAAGUGGAACAACGCCCGCAACUCUGCAGGAGACUGCAGGUGUCCGGAUGCCUGGCUGGGCUGCAUCAUGGAAGACACAGGAUUCUAUCUGCCCAGAAAGUUUUCUCGCUGCAGUGUUGAUGAGUACAUCCAGUUCCUGCUCCAAGGGGGCGGGAGCUGUCUCUUCAACAAGCCCAGCAAGCUGUUGGAUCCUCCAGAGUGUGGGAAUGGCUUCGUGGAGCCAGGGGAGGAGUGUGACUGUGGAUCUCAGGUGGAGUGUGCCCGGAGCGGAGGAGCCUGCUGUAAAAAGUGCACGCUCACCCAUGAUGCCAUGUGCAGUAAUGGACUCUGCUGCAGUGGCUGCAAAUACGAGCAGAGAGGCGUGGUGUGCCGAGACGCUGUGAACGACUGUGAUAUCCCAGAGACCUGCACUGGCGACUCCAGCCAGUGUCCUCAUAAUGUCCACAAGCUGGACGGCUACAUUUGCGAUAACAGUCAGGGCCGCUGUUAUGGUGGACGAUGCAGGACUCGUGAUGGACAGUGUAAAGGACUGUGGGGUUAUAAUUCAGCCGACAGGUUUUGCUACGAGAAGCUGAACGCUGAGGGGACAGAAAAAGGCAACUGCGGUCCAGGUCCUGAAGGCCAGGGCUGGCUGCAGUGCAACAAGCCGGAUGUUUUAUGUGGCUUCUUGUUCUGUGCCAAUGUGACGAUGAAGCCAAAGUUCGGAGACCUGCAGGGUGAGGUGACCAGCUUCACCCUCUACCAUCAGAACAAGUACCUGGACUGCAGAGGCGGCCAUGCUCUGCUGGAGGACGGCUCUGAUCUGGGCUAUGUGGAGGAUGGCACUCCCUGUGGUCCCAACAUGAUGUGUUUGGAGCGGCGCUGCCUCCCUGUGGCGGCGUUCAACCACAGCACCUGUGUUGGAUCCAACUUUGGCCGCAUCUGUUCUGACCACGGGACCUGCAGCAACGAGGUGAAGUGCAUCUGUGACAGGGAUUACACGGGGAAGGACUGCAGCGUCUUUGACCCCAUCCCAGAGCCGACAGUCCCAACCGGCCCGGAGAAGAAAGGUCCCAGUGGCACCAAUAUCAUAAUAGGGUCCAUCGCAGGUGCUAUUCUCCUGGCAGCUAUAGUCCUAGGGGGAACAGGAUGGGGAUUUAAGAACAUUCGAAGAGGAAGAUCUGGUGGCGGAUAAGACGUCUGUCUCUGUGUCCAUCUCUAUUGUUCUGUCUACUCCUGUCUUCCUCCUCGCACUGUGUCAUUUCCACAUUGGAGAAGAGGGGAACAAAAAAAAAAAGAAAGUCUUCCACUCCUGACCCAAAAUCUCUCCAAACCUCUUCUGGUUUACCGUGUCCUCCACACGCCCCCUGUCUGCUCCUGUUGUCUAUCCUCCCCAGCCGGGCCCCGUAGAGCUCCUCUCAUCUCUCACCAGCCAAAUCGUAUCAGUGUGUCUGCGGCCAGCGGACCACUGACGGUGGCGUCAGGGCCUCGACCUGAGGCGAGGAGGUGGCUCUCUCUGCAGGAGAGUCUUUCUCCAGUGUGUUGGCUCUAAGAAGUUCUGCAGUGUCUGCGUCUCUCCUUCCUUACAUCUCAGACAGGCUGAUGAAGAACAUAUCAAUGUUGGCCCAAUUUAAGUCUCGUCUUUCCAAUGCCUGUCUACACACACUCUUUGGUCCUGGUUAAACACUGGACUUGUUGACUGGUUGUCCGACAGACUGAAUUCAAGUAACAGGAAGUGAACAGUUUCCUUUUUCUUAAAGGACCUGAGGCUCAGUUCCUCCAGGCAACGCCUCGAUUUCUCGACUUCGUCUCACAGUGGACGAAAUCCCAGACUGGACUGUUGUUUGCAUGUUUUCCAAAGAGAGACUGAGGAAGUACAAUGGAGUUUAUGUUUCAUUGUUAAUUGUGCUUUAUGUAGAGACAUCCCUCCCCUCUCCUCCCACCACAAGUUUUCAGGUACAAAAAAAAAAAAAAGGAAGUUAGGUGUGUUAUGGUUUUGGGAUCAUUUUCAAACACUGAACUUUGAAGCAGCAGAGACCGCAACUUAGUGUUUUCCUAUCACAGACAAACCGACAUACAUUCCACGAUAAUCUCGUCUGUGUGUGUGCGCUCACCAGUUUCAGGCCGCACUUGUACGCUUACGGAGGUUUACUGCGUGUGUUUGUUGCACGAGCGAAUGUGCAGGUGCGAGUUAUUUCUAAAGAACAAGGAAGAAUGUAUGUGUGUUUACAUUAGUGUUAGGGACAGUUGUGUGUCCAUGUACAUCUUGAACACUCCUGUCACAGAUAGAGAGGCAGGUUUUUACCUCUUUAAGAUCAUUCAUUUCUACAACCUGUUGUGCGCUGCAGCCAUGGCAACAAACGCAGCACAUUAAUAAGGAAUCCAACCGUUUUUAAUGUCAUGUAUCUACAGAAAAUGAGCACUAGCCAACUGUAUGCACACCACUUUGUAAAUAUGUGCAAGAUGUACUGAAUGUUACUGCACUGUAUGAAGAUUUAUUUAAAGCUAUGUUCAAAUUUAGUUUCAGCAAACGUAUAGCUAUCGGCCUCUCGACACGACCCACAUCUGCAAGAUCUCUUCUUUAGUCAGGCGCCUACUGUUUAUUUGUAAAGGCGGCGUUUACAGCUGAGGCCGCCGUCUCACCCUCUCUCGUAUCAUUCCAGCUAUCACUAAAAUGUCAUGAAUCUUUUGUACAUUUGUUGAUAGCCCCAAGGUCCACGGGCGAACGCCACACGCCUGGAGACUUUGUAAGAUUCCCACUGUUGUAAAUGAGAUUAAUAUAAGAGAUCUAGACUGGGGUCCAAGAGGCAGCUUUGUCUGACACGUGUUAUGAGGUCAGUUUGGUUUGUUUGAGCUUUGCACUAUGGCAGAUGCACUAUUGUUAUAUUACAAUAUGUACAGAGUUGGUAUCAAAUACAAUCUUUGUUUUGAUCCGUGAAAUUGAGGGGGAAAAAAAGAAAAAAGAAAAUGAGAUGCAUCUCACCCCAUAUUUUUAGACACUAUCUUUUUGAAUAUAGACGAGAAUAAUGAAAUGAACUAAGAAAAGUAGAUGGAUGGAAAUUAAGGGAAAAUAAAAUACUAAAACAUUGAAUCACAAAUCCUAUUCUCGCAUGUCCCCAUCGUUCCAUGUUGGUAUUUGCUUUUUAUGCUGUUAACUUGGGGUUUUAUUUGAUUUUCUGCUUUAAAAAACAUUUUAAUAUCUUUAUCUUACGUUAAAUUAAAGUAAAAAGAAAUUAAAGACACAAUUUUGUAACUAUACAUACAAUAUUUUUGCCUGGAAUUAAUUAUAGGGCUGUAAUUGCUUAUUUUUAUUUUCAAUUCAUGUAUUUUUGUUUUACUAGUCAAAAUGACAGGAAA
Messenger RNA from Paralichthys olivaceus (Japanese flounder), 5150 nucleotides. RefSeq names its product disintegrin and metalloproteinase domain-containing protein 11-like. Gene Ontology annotation, biological process: proteolysis. NCBI's taxonomy places the organism in Eukaryota, Metazoa, Chordata, Actinopteri, Pleuronectiformes, Paralichthyidae. The record is from RefSeq and is a predicted model, not a curated record. Gene Ontology annotation, molecular function: metalloendopeptidase activity.